Messenger RNA from Aedes aegypti (yellow fever mosquito), 1033 nucleotides. RefSeq names its product adenylate kinase isoenzyme 6 homolog (gene Ak6). NCBI's taxonomy places the organism in Eukaryota, Metazoa, Arthropoda, Insecta, Diptera, Culicidae. The transcript has 3 exons. The coding region runs from base 190 to 717 and encodes 175 amino acids. The record is from RefSeq and is a predicted model, not a curated record. Gene Ontology annotation, cellular component: nucleus; cytoplasm. Gene Ontology annotation, molecular function: ATP hydrolysis activity; ATP binding; AMP kinase activity.
ACUGCGCGAAUCAGUCAUUUUCGUGAAUCAGAUCAACAUCAUCCAUCAAAGCUCGUGUGCCGACGGUGCCGACCGAGAAACCCUUUCCGCUUAUCCGGGUUUCAGAUCAUAUUGAAGGGCAAUCCACAAUUCCGUCGUCGGAACAGUACUUCAGAUUGUGAGGGUGCAUGUAAUCGGGACAGGAUCACCAUGAAGCAACCGAACAUUCUCGUCACAGGAACGCCCGGCGUCGGCAAGACGCAUCUGUCCAAGCGAGUAGCCGAACAGCUCGGGUUCAAGUGGCAAAACGUAUCGGAUAUAGCCAACCAAAAUGGGUUCGUCGAGGAGUACGACGAGGAAUUCGAGUGCCCGGUGCUGGACGAGGACAAGCUGCUGGAUCACCUGGAACCGAUCAUGCAGGAAGGUGGAAAUGUAGUCGAGUACCACAGUUCGGAAUUCUUCCCGGAACGGUGGUUCCAGGCCGUAUAUGUGGUCCGGUGUUCAACUUCCUUGCUCUAUGAACGGCUUCAGGCCCGGGGCUACAACGAUCGGAAAGUGAAAUCCAACAUGGAAUGUGAGAUCUUCCAGAUUCCGCUGGACGAGGCCAAAGAUUCCUACCGGAGCGAAAUCAUCGUCGAGCUGCAGAGUGACACCGAGGCCGAUCUGGACGGCAACGUGAAGCUGAUUGCCGACUGGCUGGAACACUGGCGGAGUGCCAACGAGGGCAAGAAGCAGUAGAUUAAGAGUUCCGCAAUGCCAAUCGUGUCACAACCACCACCGGUUCGAAUCCCAAAAACAAAAUCUAAAAUACGAAACCAUAUGCCCCGUAUACCUUAUACCUAUAUUCCUUAGUAGAGGAUUUGUGUUCAGAAUAUUUUUGAGCAUCGAGUCAACACCCCCUGCUUUAAACACUACACUGUAAGCGCGCGCAACAAGUAUUUAUGAACGUUUUUUGGCCUGUCAAAAUUGUUAAGCGACAAUUGAGUUACUUUUUAAGAAAACAAAAAAAAGGAAAAUUAAUAAAAUUAAUUAGGAUACAAUCUACACACCAAAA